Messenger RNA from Striga hermonthica, 3183 nucleotides. NCBI's taxonomy places the organism in Eukaryota, Viridiplantae, Streptophyta, Magnoliopsida, Lamiales, Orobanchaceae. The record is from the annotation of a GenBank genome assembly.
AUGGAGUCACUAAAAUCCUCCUUCCUCCCGUCAUUCCCAGCAAACACACCUCCAAAACCCGGCAAGCUUAACAAACCGCCGCCGCCGAAAGUCCUCUGCUGCCUCAAACCCGACCCGUGGUCCCCACACUCCGGCAAGAACCUCGACAAGCCGAAACCCAGACACAAAAACCCUAAGAACCCGCUGUCCGACGACAACGCCCGCAGCAUAAUCAAGGCCAAAGCCCAGUACUUGAGCGCCCUGAGGCGGAACCAGGGCUCGCGCGUGCAGACACCCAAGUGGAUCAAGCGCACGCCGGAGCAGAUGGUGCAGUACCUGGAGGACGAUAGGAACGGGCACCUGUACGGACGGCACGUGGUGGCGGCGAUUAAGCGCGUGAGGAGUACCUCCGAGCUGCGUGAGGGGGAGUACGACAUGAGGGAGGUGAUGAGUUCGUUUGUUGCGAAGCUUACUUUCAAAGAGAUGUGUGUGGUGUUGAAGGAGCAGAAGAGUUGGCGCCAAGUUAGGGACUUUUUUGCCUGGAUGAAAUUGCAGUUGAGCUAUCGACCAAGUGUUAUAGCCUACACAAUCGUUCUGCGUGCAUACGGUCAAAUUGGAAAAAUCAAGCUUGCCGAGGAAACUUUCUUGGAGAUGCUUGAAGCUGGGUGUGAACCUGAUGAGAUAGCUUGUGGGACCAUGUUGUGUUCGUAUGCCAGGUGGGGCCGCCACAAGGCUAUGCUCUCGUUUUAUUCUGCCUUACAAGACCGAGGGAUACUGCUUGAUGUUCAUGUUUUCAAUUUUAUGCUAUCUUCUUUGCAAAAAAAUUCACUUCAUAGAGAUGUUCUACAUGUCUGGCAAAAGAUGAUUGAACAAGGAGUGAGCCCAAACCAUUUUACAUAUACAGUUGUAAUUAGCUCGCUUGUGAAGGCAGGCAUGAUUGAGGAAGCAUUGGUGAUGUUUCACGAGAUGAAGAAUUUGGGUCUCGUGCCGCAAGAAGCAACUUAUAGCCUUCUGAUCCGUUUGAACUGCAAAAAUGGUGAAAAAGACAGAGCUCUUCAUCUCUAUAAAGAUAUGAAGUCCCACGAUAUAGUUCCCAGCCAUUUUACGUGUGCUUCACUCCUGGCCUUGUUUUAUAGAACUGCAGAUUAUGUCAGUGCUUGUUCGCUUUUCACUGAAAUGGAGAAGUAUGGUGUUAUUGCGGAUGAGACCAUUUACGGCUUAAUGAUUCGUAUAUAUGGUAAACUGGGUCUGUAUGAGGAUGCCGUGAAGACAUUUUCGGAAAUCGAGAGAUCAGGUCAACUUAGUGAUGAGAAGACAUAUGCAACAAUGGCGCAAGUCCAUAUCGAUUUCGGGAAUUUGGGCAAGGCCUCAGAUCUUAUGGAUCGAAUGAAAAUUAAAAAUAUUUCCUUCUCGAGAUUUUCCUGCAUCGUACAACUGGAAUGCUGUAUAUUAAAGGGGGACCUUGCAUCUGCAGAAAAUGCAUUUCAGGCUAUAUCUAAAACUGGGCCACCUGAUGCCACUUCUUGUAAAGAUAUGCUAAAUUUGUAUGCGAGGCUUGGGUUGUUCGGAAAGGCAAUAGCUUUUGUAGAACAAUUGAGGAAAGAUCAAAUUGACUUUAACGAGGAGCUUUUCGUGACAGUAUUGAAAGUUUAUUGCAAAGGAGGCAUGCUAAGAGAAGUGGAACAACUGAUAGAACUGUAUAGUGUGAGAGAAACGUUUAAAAAUAUUCCGUUUGUUCGAACAUUUUUUAUGGUUAUGUACGGACAAUGCAACGGAUCAAACGAUCAUGAAAAUUUAUUUGAGCCCUCUGGCCAAUCAGGAACUCUGGCAGUUGAGCUCAUGCUCAUGCUUUGUUUGGCAGCACGAAAUGAGACGAAAAUGAAAGGGAAAGUUGAGCUUUUGCUCGACACCAAAAUUGGCGAGUCAGUAGGCAACAUAAUGAUUAGCAAAUUUGCCCAAGAGAGUGACAUGUUGAAUAUGGAAAUUCUUUACGAAUUAAUGAUAAGAAGUGGUUGCAAAAUAGAAGAUGCUGCUAGGGCAUCAAUAAUUAGUCUGUAUGGGAAACAAAAGAAGCUGAAACAAGCUGAGAAAGUCUUCUUUGAUGGGUCUGGCUCAGCUACAGAUCUGAAGGUUAUAUAUAGUUCGAUGAUUGAUGCAUAUGUAACGUGUGGCAGAGUACAGAAUGCAUAUUUGUUUUUCAAAGAACAGACUACGCAAGGGCACAGUCUGGGUGCUGUUGCAAUCAGCAAACUUGUGAAAGCGUUGACAAGCUGUGAUAAACAUCACGAGGCGGAGGAAGUUAUUAACAACUGUUUAAAUUGGAAUUUGGAGCUCGACACUGUGGCCUACAACACUUUCAUAAAGGCAAAGUUAGAAGCAGGCAAACUUCGUUCUGCUAUCAGCAUAUACGAGCGCAUGCUUACCUUGAAAAUCUCUCCAUCAAUUCACACAUAUACUAUCAUGAUCAGUGUGUAUGGAAAGUGUACAAAUUUGGACAAAGUGGUGGAGAUGUUUGACUUGGCGCAAAGCAUGGGUUUGGCUUUGGAUGAGAAAACAUAUACUAAUAUGAUAUUACACUAUGGAAAAGCUGGAAAAGUUAAUGAAGCAGCCGCUCUGUUCAAUAAAAUGCUGGAGGAUGGGAUAAAACCUGGGCAGAUGAGCUACAACAUCAUGAUUAAUGUAUAUGCUGCUGAUGGACUAUACAAGGAAGCAGAAAAGCUACUGCUAAGCAUGCAAAAGAACAAUUGCAGGCCCGAUUCUCAAACCUACCUUUCCUUAAUUCGAGCCUAUACUAAUGGAUUCAAAUAUUCCGAAGCAGAAAAGGCCAUUGAUGCCAUGCAGAGGGAAGGAAUUUCUGUGUGUUGUGGUCAUUUCAAUCUCUUGAUCUUGGCCUAUGCUAAAUCGGGAUCUAUAGGCGAAUCUGAGAGGAUAUACCGGAAAAUUAUUUCUACCGGAUUGAAUCCUGACCUCAAAUCCAAAUCGAUGAUGCUUAGAAGUUAUGUCGAUUAUGGGCUCGUUGAACAAGGAAUACGCUUCUUUGAAAGUGAAUGUCGUCUUAUGAGGCCGAAUCGGUUUCUCUUGAGUGCUGCAGUUCACCUUUACCGGGCGGCUGGCAAGGAGUUGCAGGCGGAUGAAAUACUAAAUGCUAUGAAUGAUUUGGGUGCUACUUUCUUCAGCAAACUUAGGAUUGGAAUCAGGACAUAA